This is a messenger RNA of Misgurnus anguillicaudatus (oriental weatherfish), 2748 nucleotides long. Lineage: Eukaryota; Metazoa; Chordata; Actinopteri; Cypriniformes; Cobitidae. The record is from RefSeq and is a predicted model, not a curated record.
ACUAAGGAAACUGGUCCCGCUAGAUCUAUCAUUCAUACUGAAUAAACUUGAAAUGAGUAGCCCACUACUACGAGGACGCACGAGCUGGGCGGAGAAUCCGCGCCAAUUCAACAUGAUCUCUUCAGACAGCAACAGCUGACAGGUGCCAACAAACACAGAGAUGAUGUCAAGCUCAGACUGUUUGGAGUGAGUCGACUUCAUAAGCUGCAGCAGGCGACAGAAGGCUUCUCGUUUCUGUAGAGCACAAUACAUCAACACAUCCUCAAGAUUACAACAGUUUGUUAGGGGUGACUGUUGUUGCCGUUGUUCUGUACUCAUGUUUGGAAUCUGAAGCAACAGUGGAUUGUCCCUGCGUCCAAUACUGUGUUUAUUUUUAUACACAUUGUACCCUGAGAAAGAAGAUGACUAAUGAACUAAUAGGAUUGGAGCACUUUAUUACAUGAGGCGUGUAAGCAAUAGAGAGAGAGAGAGGAGGGUUUGGAAUAUAAAGGCAUUGAAGAUGAAGUGGGAAACAAGCUACAGAACUCACAACAACAACUGCAGAACAACAUAAGUAUAAAGGACAACCUGCCACAACCAGACGCAGAAAACAUUGGGUGAAUAUCCAACACCACCAUGGCUAAGAUCUAUAAGAAGGCUAGUGGCAAUGGUUCACUUUGCCUUUAUUUGGGGAGGAGAGACUUUGUGGACCAUGUGGAACAUGUUGAUUCAAUCGAUGGGGUGCUCAAGAUCGACCCUUCAAAUCUGAAUGGAAGACAAGUCUGGGUACAGCUUGCAUGUACGUUCCACUAUGGAAGAGAAAAUCUUGAUGUGAUUGGAGUUUCCUUUAGGAAAGACAUCUGGGUAAAGCGCAUUCAGAUGUAUCCACCUCCAACAAACAAGCCACCCAACACUACACCAAUGCAGGACGUCCUUUUAAAGAAAGCUGGGGACCAAGGACACCCCUUCACUUUUGAUAUUCCAGUUCAUCUUCCAUGCUCAGUUUCCAUUCAACCAGCACCAGAGGACGUUGGCAAGCCUUGUGGGGUUGACUAUGAAAUAAAAGCUUAUAUUGCAAAUGAAGCAGACAACCUGAAUGAGAAAAUUUCAAAGAAGGACACUUGUCGCUUGACCGUCCGUAAAAUCCAGUAUGCACCGGAGAAGCUAGCAGCUGGACCCAAGGCUGACCUCAAUAAACACUUUAUAACAAUGGACAAACCAAUUCACUUAGAAGCCUCCAUAGAGAAGGAGCUCUACUACCACGGAGAGCCGAUUCCUGUCAAAGUAAAAGUAAAUAAUGAGACCAGUAAAGUAGUGAAAAAAAUCAAAAUCACUAUUUACCAAAUUACAGAUGUUGUGCUUUACUCAGCGGACAAAUACUACAAAUGUGUCCUGGACGAAGAAUUUGGGGACCAGGUGAACGGUAACUCUACCUUUGAAAAGGAAUACAAAGUCAAUCCAUUGCUGGCUAAAAACAAAGAGAAAUUUGGUCUUGCGCUGGAUGGCAAACUCAAGGAUGAAGACACCAAUCUGGCUUCUUCAACGCUUCUGCUUCCAGAUAUGGAUAUGAAUAAGGAAAUGCGAGGCAUCAUGGUUUCCUACAAAAUUAAGGUUACCCUGAUGAUGGGAGGUGGACUCCUGGGAAGUCUCACAACAAGUAACAUUACUGCUGAGCUCCCUCUGGUGCUCAUGUCACCCAAACCAGCAGGUCUGAUAUAAAUCUUGAGUAAAUUCUACAGCAAAUGAGGAUAAGGAAUAAACAAGGAUGAGAGACACACAAGAACAGAUGUCAAUUUGUUGGACAACCUCGUUUCAUGAGCCAGAUGUCAGCGAUUCGUCCUUGUUGCAAAUAUCUGUGUAACAGGAAUUACUUGUGUUAUGGUAAAAACUAACUCAAAGGCCUUUGAAAAGUAACCACUAAUCUAAGGCUUUUAAAUGUUAUACUACGGUACCUCUGCCUUCAUCAUGGGAAAGUGGUUUAGCAUCUUGAUUUAAGUUUGUGAUAAUAAACCUACACUAUGGAGUAAUGGGACAGUUUCGCAGACAGGUUUUAGAUUAAUGCAAGACUAGCCCUUAGUUAUAUUAGGAUGUUUAAGUAGUUUUCACAAACAAACCUUACAAAAAACAAUACUGGUGGUGUGCAUCUUGAGACAAAACAAUGGCACUGAUAAGCAUUUUAGUCUGGGACUAUGAUAAGCCCUGUCCUGGAAACCACCUAUAUAUGAACAAGAGUAUUGGCAUGCCCUAUUCUAAUACACGUUUAUCUAGUCCAUUAAUUUCAAUAAAAACAAAUAUGAAUGAUAUACCAUGCAAUACAAUUUUAAAGAAUUGGUUUUCCAUCUUUGUUGCAACCGUUUUGGACGGGCCUUUUUGUUCGAAACUACUGUAGAUGUGUCAAAGUCAUUGAUGGGUUUUGGGUGACGAAGAGUGUUUGACUCAAAGCCUGCAAGUCAUACCAAAGGUGUUUAGCUGGGUUCAGGUCUGGGCUAUAUGCAAAUGAGUCAAAUUCUUCCACGUUAGACUGAAUCAUUGCUUUGUGCACACUAUUGUCAUGUUUAAAUAGAAAAGGGCACUGCCCAAACUGUUGCUUAAAAAUAGAAGCACACUACUCUGUAAAAUACUAUUACAUGAAAUGACUAAGUAGACAGACUUGUUUAUUAGUAGUACUUUUAUUGUAUCAUUCAGGUUUUGUUAUGUUUGUUGUUUCUAUUUUGUUGUAUUGGCAUUCUGAAACAUGAAUAAACACUGAGUUUAAUUUCCAUACAACAA